This is a messenger RNA of Endocarpon pusillum Z07020, 264 nucleotides long. RefSeq lists its product as uncharacterized. Lineage: Eukaryota; Fungi; Ascomycota; Eurotiomycetes; Verrucariales; Verrucariaceae. The coding region runs from base 1 to 264 and encodes 87 amino acids. The transcript has a single exon. The record is from RefSeq and is a predicted model, not a curated record.
AUGAAAUAUCUGCAGGAAGGAGGAUAUAAGAAGGAUCUCAAGGAGGAGGAUCUCAAGGAGGAGGAUCUCAAGGAGGAGGAUCUCAAGGAGGAGGUCAAGAAGGAUCUCAAGGAGGAGAACAGCAAGGAGGAGGAUAGCAAGAAGGAGGAUAUUAACAGGGAGAAGGAUAUACUUCUUCUUAAUAUCCUCCCCCUUGCUCUCCUCCUCCUUAAUAUCUUCCUUCUUAAUAUCCUUCUUAUAUCCUCCUCUCUGUUUGCGUUAUAA